Messenger RNA from Pisolithus orientalis, 765 nucleotides. RefSeq lists its product as uncharacterized. The transcript has 4 exons. Lineage: Eukaryota; Fungi; Basidiomycota; Agaricomycetes; Boletales; Pisolithaceae. The record is from RefSeq and is a predicted model, not a curated record. The annotation marks the transcript as partial.
AAAGGAGCUGAUGGGGCACAUGGAGAUGACAUGGCUAAUCUCAAACAAGACAUCAUGUCUUGGUUGACUGACUUGUUCCAUCCCAUUGAGCCUCCCCUCCACACUACCACCAAAGAUGAGCAUGGGUUUGUGCAUGAUGUUACUGGCAAGUUAAUCUGCCCAGCAGAGUUCGAUUGGGACCUAGCCAUGGAACUACUUAAACCAUCUACAAUUUCUUUCAUCAUGAAAGAUGGGAUUUGGGAUCACAACCCAUCUUACCUUGUCACAGCAUAUUCUUGGCCACUCUUCCUUUAUGAAAAUUUCAAGUUUUACUCAACAGAUGCUGAGCAAGGACUCUUCCAAUCUUCACUUCUGAUUAAGGCAUUCAAGUUCAUAUUCACAUCACCUUCAUCCAUCCAGGACCUUGACAAGGAUCACACAACACCUGGAUGCCAUUGGGGGAGUUCCAACCAGCAGGCAGCAACUAAGAAUCACAUUGCUUCAAUCCUUGGCAUGAAGGCAGUUACUCCUUGGUCAAUUGCAUACACAGCAGUCCAGGUCCACUUCACCCUUUCCUCUGCCAACACCUGGCACAAUGUGGACAGCAACUUUGAUUAUUCACAAUUCUACAACAUGAUUUUGGACUUUUUCGAAGAUCUGCCAGGCCCUGCAGCUAAGAAACAAGUGGACGAGCUGCUUGCAUGGUGGAAUCAGUAUGCAUCCCAAAUUCAAGUCACACUAUGCUCUGAUGUCUUUUUAGCAAGGCUUUUGGUAAGAACCAACUGA